GCAAACCCCCAUCCCCCAUCCCCCAUCCCCCCAAAAUGGCCGGCCGCUCGGCGCCGCCGCGUCGCCGCCGCAACCGAGGCUGGAGCGGCCCCUCCAAGUCCUCCCGUAGGCCGCCACAGUCCCCCUCCACGCCCCCUUCCUCCGAGCCGCCCCUCGCCCAGAAGCCGCCCCUCGCCCCCGGCACCGAGGUCGAGGUCCGCGUCGACGACGACGGCUUCCACGGCUCCUGGUUCGAGGCCGUCGUCGACGGCUUCCUCCCCGCGCGCGGCCGCGGAUACCGCCCCCGCUACUCCGUCACCUACACCCACCUCCUCUCCGACGACUCCGGGGGCAUCCUCGUCGAGCCCUUCGCCCCCACCCACAUCCGCCCCCGCCCCCCGCCGCCGCCCUCCAACCCUCUCCGCCUCCACGACAUCGUUGAGGCCUUCCACAACGACGGAUGGUGGUCCGGAAUCCUCUUCGCCACCCACCCCCUAACCGCCGCCUUCCCCAUCACCCGCGAGGUCAUCACCUUCCAAGAUCCCCGCCACGUCCGCCCCCGCCGCGACUACGUCGACGGCCACUGGAUCCCCUCGCGGGCCGCGGUCUCCGUCAAGCCCAAGCGGGCCGUUAAGCUUUACGACGUCGGGGACAAGGUCGAGGUCGUCAGGGACAGGGAGGUGUACGGCUAUUCCUGGUUCCCAGCCACCGUCGCCAAGGUCAUCGAUGGCCUCAGCUACAUCGUCGAGUACACCGAUCUCGAGGGACACGACGGUGGGGGAAAGGCCAUGGAGUACCUGCAUUGCCUAUUCAUCAGACCAGAUGUGGAGCACUCUCCGCGGGAGAGCGAGUUCCAGCUCCGCCCUGGUGCCGCUGUCGAGGUAUACUGUGACGGGGCCUGGUCACCGGGCCUCGUCAACAAGGCAAUUGCUGAGGGGGAGUAUGAGGUUCGCGUCGAUGGAAAGGACCAAGAGCUGCUGCUCAACAAGGUGCCAGAGUUGCUCAAGCCGCAAUACAAGUGGGAUGGAAAGCAUUGGAGGAUUGUAAGUCCCAAGAGACAAGGUAACAGGCGUCAGUCUGUAUCAGGAAAGCGUCCAUGCUCAGCUGUUAAGGUGGCAUCCGGUGAUGAUGAACAUAGCAAUCAUGCUCAAUCUUCAGCCACAAAAAGGUCAAGGAAAGAACUGUCGCCAAAAAACCUUCAAGAGUUAACUGAAGGUCCUGAACAUGCAUUGGAGUCUGACAUGGACACUACUGUAUCUGCAUUACGCAAGUUACUAGCAAGCAGUUAUUCUCCCAAAUCAUGCUCUCCGAGCUCUGGAAAAAAUAACUUUCAAGUUCUUUCAAAAAGGAUAGUGAGUUCUUGUGCAGCACCGAUAAAGGGGCUUGGGCUUCUUGAUGCUUCCCCAGAACAUCCAACCCUGCAGAAUGAAUCAAGAGCACAUGGUAUUGUGGAAGUUGUUAUUCAAGAAAUCCCGCUUGACAUGAUGCAUUCAGAUGGUCAGUUUAGUACACCUGACGGUGGAACAAGUGCUGAUGAAACCCACACUAUGGUUUUGAGUGCAGGAUUAAGAAAACAGAAAAUGGAUUCAUCUUGUGUAGAUAAUGCUGUUGAGGAACCACUGGACAGCCCACUCUUUGUCCAGCCACUCCAGGUAGAGAAUUGUACUGUCAAGCAUAAAGGUGGGGAAGUGCAUCCUAUUCGAGCACUUCAGGGAAACAGCAACACAUUUCAUAAUAUUCAGUUGAAGGGUAAUGACAAUAGCUCUGGUAGGAACAUUGUUUGUGCUUUGACUGCUUCUACGUGCGGCACACCUUCACCGCUGGAUAAACAUAUGAGGGCGUCUGAUGCAGUGUCAAGAGGAACUGAUAAUGCCUCAACCACAAAGGUUUUUGCCUCUAAGAAAUCAGCUGAAAAGAAGAGAGGUAUAAAGAAAGUGCCAGGGAGACAGAAAGAAUGCUCCGUGGAGAGACAAGUGGAGAAGAGAGGACCUCAUACUUGCCAGCAGCUCAAUGGAAAUUUGGAGGAAGAAGUGAACGUGAAUGAAGUAACAAAUCAAGAACUGUUUCCUUUAGUACCUCCAGGCUUCAAAGCAAUCUGUAAUGGACAAGGUUUUCUUGAUGGGGGAAAAGUGGACAAGAGACCAAUUCAACUACAGAUCCAGAAUGCUGGGAGUUCACAGAGCACCAUGGACAACACAAUACUAAGGAGCUGCUCAGUUGUCGGGACUUCUCUGCACCCAACAUUUCCUUCAUGUCACAUCUCUGGUGAGCUUGCUCCAUUUGUAAAGACCUCGCCCAUAUGGGGUCAAAUUGAACCACUGGAAGUGUUUCAGAAGGUACCACAGGAACCCCAUUUCCUCCCACUUCAGCAAUUUGUGCCAGAACUGCGUGAAGGAAUGGCUAUAGGUCUAAUGGUGACUUAUGCCAGCUUAGUUGAAAGUGUGAAGAAAUCAUGCAUAAAAGACGACAUUGAUUUGUUUCAAAGGAAGAUGAGUGCACUUGCCCAUUUAGCGGAAAAUGGAUUUGAUGUUACGUCUUUGCAGCAUAGCCUGAGCAAACUGGUCCAGAUCAAAUUGGAGCACACUCAACAUCUUGGAGACCUGGGCAAGUUGAAAGAAUUGCUUCCGGGGAAGGAGUCUGCCGUGUCCCAGAAGUGCGCACUACUUGAUGAAAAGGAAGGAACAAUAUUUGAGCUUGAGCAGAGACUUGAGUACCUUCGUGGGGAAGCAGAGCAGAUUGCAAGGGAGACAAGAGAUGAAGAUGCAGAACUGUGUAGGCUGAAAGUGGAUGUUAACAUGGCUCAGGAAGUAUGUGGUGGCGAUGAAAUGCAGUUUCGCAGCACCCUAGCUGAGCUCCGUUCAAGGCUGCAGCUCUCCGACUGAUAUGAGCUCCGUUCACAGCACCCUAACUUUAUGUUGUCGUAACUUGUGUUCCAGGGCGUUAGGCAAAGAUUAUCUAGAAUUAGGACCUGAUGAAUGACAUGCAGCCGGUGGUCAAUUGCAAAACUUGCUGUUGGUUUAUGUAUUUUCUGAUGCCUCCUUUUUCUUA
Molecule: messenger RNA, 3027 nt
Organism: Lolium perenne
Lineage: Eukaryota; Viridiplantae; Streptophyta; Magnoliopsida; Poales; Poaceae
Product: DUF724 domain-containing protein 6
Source: RefSeq, a predicted model, not a curated record